UUGUUGUCUAACUACAAUAUGGCCUUGUUUGAGUAUAUUUCAUUCUUUGUAGCAAUUCUCUUCAUAAUAUUAUACAAUAUAUGGAGACGCAACAAAAAUGUUCCUAUACCAAAUUGGCCAAUCAUUGGCAUGCUACCAUUAGUUUUACAUAACCUAUCCAAUAUUCAUGAUUUUAUAACCUUAGGUUCCAAAUAUUAUGGAAGCACUUUUCAUUUUAAAGGACCUUGGUUCACAAACAUGGCCAAUAUUAUCAUCACCACUGACCCUAUGAAUGUGCACCACAUCACUAGCAAGAAAUUCACCAACUAUGGAAAAGGUACUGAUUUUCAUGAGAUUUUUGAAAUUCUUGGUGAUGGUAUUUUCAAUUUGGAUUCCAUUGAAUGGAAGCAAGAGAGAGCAGUACUUCAUUCAUUACUCAAAAACAAAAGUUUUAUGAUAUCCCUUCAACAAAACAUUCAAAAGAAAUUAGAUAAUUGUCUAUUACCACUUAUUGAUCAAGCAUCUAAAGGUGGUGAAAUACUUGAUUUACAAGAUAUUCUUGAGAGGUUCACCUUUGAUAUUACGUGCACUUCGUCUUUUGGAUUUGAUCCUAAUUGCCUUCCUUACAAUUUCAAUGAGUUAUCAGAGAUAGCUUAUGUAAAAGCUAUUUCUGUGCUUGAGGAUACAUUAUUGUAUAGGCACUGUAUUCCAAAAUGUAUUUGGAAGCUACAAAGAUGGCUACAAAUUGGUCAAGAGAAGAAGAACAAGGUAGCUCAACAAAACCUUCACCAAUUUCUGUCCAAAUGUAUAGCUAUCUCCAAAGAUAUGGAUGAAAGUCAUUCAUGCUUGCUAAAGGAACUAAUAAUGAAGGAAGGCUUGCGGAAGGAGGAGAUGGUUAAGAAUGAGAAGUAUAUUAGAGACACUGCUGUCAAUCUCUUGGGUGCAGGAAAUGGAACAAUCAGUGCUGGUUUGAGUUGGUUCUUUUGGCUUGUUUCAACUCAUCCUAAUGUGGAAGCUAAAAUCAUUCAAGAGAUCAAAGAUAAUUGUGAAAACCAAGAGGUGGAUUUCAUCACUAACCUAAGUGCUGAAAAACUUGAUAAGCUUGUGUACCUUCAUGGAACUAUAUGUGAAUCCUUGAGGCUCUAUCCUGUUAUACCAUUUCAGCACAAAUGUCCAAUCAAUUCUGAUAUACUACCUAGUGGAGACCAUGUUAGUGCAAAUACAAAGUUGAUAUAUUCUUUGUAUGCAAUGGGAAGGAGGAAAGAAAUAUGGGGAGAUGAUUGCAUGAAAUUUAAGCCUGAGAGAUGGAUAUCAGAUAGAGGAGAGAUUAUACAUGUACCUUCUUACAAGUUCAUAGCAUUCAAUGCAGGUCCAAGAAGUUGUUUGGGAAAAGAUAUCAGCUUUGUUCAAAUGAAAAUGGUUGCUUCUGCUAUGUUAUGGAAGUUUCAUAUACAUGUUGUGGAAGGUCAUUCUGUUGCUCCAAGGGUUUCUAUUGUUCUUCGCAUGAAACAUGGAUUUAAGGCCAAACUCACCAAAAGAAUCAUUUGAUACAUGUUGAGUGCUUCUCUCAACCUAUUUGCAUGCUACUGUUUAAUGUUUGUGUUUGUUAAAUGUUUUUUAGUUUCUUAUUGUUAUUCAGUUAGGUUUUGUUUCUACCUGUUAUUCAGUUUGUGUUUGUUCUUUUGUUAA
Molecule: messenger RNA, 1668 nt
Organism: Vicia villosa (hairy vetch)
Lineage: Eukaryota; Viridiplantae; Streptophyta; Magnoliopsida; Fabales; Fabaceae
Product: alkane hydroxylase MAH1-like
Exons: 1
Coding region: 19-1527 (502 amino acids)
Molecular function (GO): heme binding; oxidoreductase activity, acting on paired donors, with incorporation or reduction of molecular oxygen; monooxygenase activity
Source: RefSeq, a predicted model, not a curated record